AUGACCACUCCUGCGCCAUCGUCGCUAGCAACACAGCCCCUGUUCUACAUCUACGAUGAGGAUGAACGAUCUCAGGUGCUGUCGCUGGCCCCGCUUGCUCAAGGGCUGUCGCAAUUGGAGCUGCUUCUUACAAUACCAAUCGAGCUGACUCAUUCUUAUUCCUACGCCCAACUCCUGCCACAUUCCCUUGCUCUUCGGCUCAACAUCCUCAAAAGAUCUCUAGAGAUCCUCAAAGAUCGGCCAAACUUGGUUCGACUGCUUGUACCUGAAGACAAUGAUGAAUCCGACGAUUGGAUGCCUCCAAUAUAUCCCACACUCUCAAAUCAACUGGUUCAAUCAUUCAAAACAUCCAUCUUCAAGCACAAAAACAAUUCACAAGACGUGGUAUCGGGAUCGCCCAACUCGGCGCAGAUGGUGCCACCAAAUGCACUGUCAGCGGCUCUUGCUGCACUUUUUCGCCCACCAAUUCGUCGUCUGGAUUCAUUUCCCGUGGAGAAGGUGUUGAGCACCGGUAAAUCUAAUCAGCCCAUAGGUCGUACUGUCAGUGCAUCUCAUGACUCCACUCAAAUAUCGGAGCUUAUUGGUAUGAUACAAAGUGAUUCUGAACAAUUGAUGAGAGACACUGAUGUGGCAAAAAAAUUACAUAACUUGUCACUUUCACGAAUUCUGCACAUUUUAGAAGAUGAACUGGCUGUGAAGAAGAAGUUGUUGUACGCUCUUGCGACGCCUUUCGUUGACCACCCACAAAACACAGCGCUCCUUCUCGCUGAGACCAAUCAGAUGCCAAAAUCUCCAUCAAUGCAGCCUCUGCUGCUUGCAUUGAACACGUUGACCCUGGGAGUUCCACUGGCCCCGCCGGGCAGCACAAACCCAACUCGUGUAUUCCACGCUCAAUCCAAGAAAAAUGCACCACAACUGGUAUUUACUGUGUCAAUGGAUAUGCCUUGGGAAGUGAAAGCUGCUAACGACUUGGCAUGUAUUAUGUUUGGGGUACUGAAAGCUCAAUUCAAAUCUCUCACACUUAUGGAUUUGAUUGCCCCUCAAUUUCGUGACUUUGUGUUUCAACGUUUGAAUCGCUGUUUAUAUGCUGAAUCAUUUUCAAAGCGCCAACUGAACUUAGAGGUAAUUGAGGCCGUUCGAAAAGAUAUUAUAUUUGCCGGUGAGAUUGUCGCCAUAUCCAAACCAGGCCUGCGAAACUUUACAUAUACUUCACUUUGGGCCAAAAGGAAAGGGUCGCUUAUCAUAUGCAUGUUUGACCAAAUCCAUUGCGAUGCUUUUGACGUCGUGGUACAGGUGCCAAGUGCAUCAGUCUCAGAUGUAAAACAAAUUACUGGUGAUUUCGUUCUGUUUUCUAAUCAAUGGGACUCGUUGGCUCUGAUACUGAGCUCGUUAACCGAUGACAUAAAGAAAUCUACAGAUGUCGAAGCCGCACUGUCUAUUGUGAGUCACAGACGAUACUACACUUUGACUACCGUCGAUGAGGAUGGUGCCCAUCCCAAUGUGCCCUGCGCUGUCAUAGCGACAGCAAUGGAACUGGAUCAUGAUGAAUCAAUGAAACUCAAAAUUCAUGCUCUUCCCUACAUUGCCGGGAUGUUCGUUAUCAAUUCCAAGUUUCACGUGUUGUCGUGCAAUAACGCCAUCGCUAGAAAUUUAUUGGGAAUCCUGGCACCCGAUGUUUAUGACAAGCUGCUCGAUUUACUUAUUCCCAAAUUCUCUCAAAUUCUCAACUACGGUGUUGAAGCUAGUGGUAUUUCCAUCGUGCCUGGUUUGGUUUUGCCGGAACACUUUUUUCGAAAAUAUGACGCUGUUUUAAGGCUGAAAGAAUUGGGAUCUCUGUCGCUGGAGUUACAGGAGGAGCUUUUCUUUUCUUCAACGGGUAUCGAAGCGAUACAUCGUGAUGGAGGAGUACUCUAUGUCGAUGUUCAAUUACGUGUUCUGAGCGUUGACACGUUUGUGAUUUGGGUCACAUACUCAAGGCCAGUGAGUAAAAUAAAAGGCACGGGGCCAGAAAAUGUAAGUGUGAACCACGAAACAAUUGAGCAUGAGUCACAACUGUUAAUUCCAGUUCCUUUAGAUGAGCACCCAUCGCUUCAUACAGUCCUUCAUCGACGCACGGUUACGACAAGUGAGCUGGUGUCACCUAGUUUACCUCAAAGUGAAGUCAUGGGGGAUAAGGAUGACAUAGCUUAUGAUCCUCCCAAACUCCAGCGAAACAAGCUGGUUCGAAAGGCUAAGGCUGGGACUUUUGCGUUUCCUGUUAAAUUCCUCACUGACAAAACUCGGAACGAACUCCAUUUUAAGCUGAGAAAUGUCCUGAUGGAUGAAGGCGUUAUUGCACUGACCGAUGAGACGUCAGAAAAGCUUCAAGUUUCAACAAUAACGACACAUCUGCCAUUCCAUAUUUACUCAGAGACUGAAAUGCUCAAACUAGAGAAUGACCAGUUAAAGAAAGUCAUGGCCGAACUGAGGUUGUGGCCCAGAGAGAUUGGGACCAGUCGACGUACCAAAAAGUUCAAUGAAUUUGUUGUGGAAAAAGAAAUGGGCGAGGGUGCCUAUGGCAAGGUAGUAUUGGCACAUCACAAGGAGGAUAACAAUUAUCGAGUCAUCAUCAAAUGCAUUGACAAAGAGAGAAUUUUGGUGGACACAUGGGUACGAGACCGCCAACUAGGCACUAUUCCAUCGGAAAUUCAAAUCAUGAAUACACUCAACGCUGAACCGCAUCCUAAUAUCAUGAAAAUCGUUGAUUUCUUUGAGGAUAGCAAAUACUACUAUCUUGAAACACCUAUUUUCGGCAAUCCACCAGCGAUUGAUCUCUUCGAUUAUAUUGAGGUCAAGUCAGACAUGACUGAGGACGAAUGCCGUUUCAUAUUCCGUCAGAUUUGCUCGCUGAUAUAUCAUUUGCAUAAACAUGGCAUCGUUCAUCGAGAUAUAAAGGAUGAGAACAUCAUCGUCGACGAAAAUCGUAUCAUCAAGCUCAUUGAUUUUGGACUGGCAGGUUAUAGCAAACAAGGUCCUUUUGAUGUGUUUGUGGGUACAAUUGACUACGCUCUGCCAGAAGUUUUAAGAGGCGAGCGAUAUGAGGGUAAGCCUCAAGAUAUUUGGGCGUUAGGAAUUCUAUUAUACACAAUGUUGUAUAAGGAAAACCCUUUUUAUAACGUUGAUGAGAUCAUGGAAGGUGACCUUCGCAUACCAUAUGUCAUUUCUCAGGGUUCUCUAUCAUUGGUAAAGCGAAUUCUCCAAAGAGAUAUCGACCAACGUCCAACUAUUACCGACAUCGUUGAGGAUGAUUGGCUUCGUUUAUAA
This is a messenger RNA of Diutina rugosa, 3303 nucleotides long. It is a transcript of the gene FUN31, whose product is annotated as serine/threonine protein kinase. Gene Ontology annotation, molecular function: ATP binding; protein serine/threonine kinase activity. Gene Ontology annotation, cellular component: cytoplasm; cytosol; nucleus. Bases 1 to 3303 code for a protein of 1100 amino acids. The record is from RefSeq and is a predicted model, not a curated record. Gene Ontology annotation, biological process: intracellular signal transduction; protein phosphorylation; negative regulation of glycogen biosynthetic process. Lineage: Eukaryota; Fungi; Ascomycota; Pichiomycetes; Serinales; Debaryomycetaceae. The transcript has a single exon.